AUGAUGGACAGGAAUUACCCGAAUUCCAGUUUCGCAGACCCGCUGGCCCCACCAGCACAGACCGUAGCCUGGGCCUAUGAGCGGAGCACCGCAAGCAUAAAGCCAAGGUAAAUGAGAUGAAGGAGAGGGCGGGUCACCUUCCACGGAAAAUUCCGGUGAUGGAAGGCCUAGCACAACAAACAGAAAUGUGUGACGAGCUUUUAAAGUUAACGCGUCGUGUUAUGGAACAAUUGGGUCGAGGGCUUCACAUGGGAAUAGGAAGUUACGGAUCACUCAUUGAACAUUGUUUUAGAAAUGUUGGACACCCCUAAAAUCUGUAGCACGCCAUCAGCUACGUAGCUAUUUGGCACUGUUGCACGUUAAUUGCCAAUAUGCACAAUGGUCUAUCUGCAUGCAAGACUGAAAUCAUGUCGAAACUUCAAUCUAUCGUUCGAUCGCUUACAACGAACCAUCUUGAAGAAGGAAAAAAGUCACCAGACAGAUCCACUUCAUCAUACCGGUACCGGAACAUUUGCAUAGCUAGUUAGAUAAGUUGUUGCGCGUAAGGUUGUCAAAUCUGUUGAGGUGUUGAAUUCGCUGAUAAACUGUUGUCAUUGACAUAGUCUCCAAUUUUAGGAAGUAGCCUGACUGUUUGCACUCUGACUGAAAGUGAAGUCACAGAAAGACUGGUGUUUUGUACAAUCUGUUGACAGUUGUCCCAGACGUCAACGUUAGUGGUCAACUCUGGAUGUUUAUUUAAGAGCACGGCAGUCAUUUGAGCGUUGAACAAAAUGAUGAUUAUGAAAGUCGUGCUUGUCACACACGUUUAUUUGAGAGGCUCAGUGGGGCAGUAGUGUGUGGUUGAUAAUGUGUAUUUUUUUGUCCACUCUCUAUGUGGAGUUAACCUGAAUUGCCUGUGAAAAUAUCUUGUUUUAUAAAUGGAUAGCGCUGAGAAUGUGGGACACCAGCUGCCCUAGUUAUGGCAUCUGCUGAGCACAGACAGAUAGCGAGAGACAAAAUAAAGUAAGUUAGUCAGUGUCAUACCAGUUGAUCAGACAUGUGGAUAUUGAGAUUCAGUCUUUAGCUAAACCCCAACUACCUGUUUUCUGACAUUUAAGUGUAAACACAUUUGACAGAAUCAUGUCUCUGAUCUUGGCAGACUGGGUUCUUCAACUCAUUUCCAUCUGCAUGAAGAGAGGAGCCCUCGUUAGUGGUGUCAGUGGGAAUCUCUGUCGAAACAUGAACUGUGGAGCCCCACACAGUGUCUCGGAGCAGACUGCCACCCUCCCUCCUCCACGUUCCACCUCCCCACCCCCAGGGUCAGAGGCGAGAGGGAGAAGUAAAGUGAGAGUGAGGGGCUGGUUAGAGACUAGUGGCUUCACAGGUUAUGGAGAGAAACUGGGAUUGACACAGUUAGGGGGGUGAGUGGGGUCUUGUUUUGACCUACUCACCAGCACAUGUUUUUGGUUAGGGUAAGUUAAAUCAGGGAAGGUAGCAUAUCAGACAAGUGGGUUUUAAAACAGUUUUUUUUUAUGGUGAAGCUCUUUUUGCACUAGGCUAUGUCAUUACAUUAUUAUGAAAGGAGGCUAGACUCAACAUGCUUGAAGCCUGUUCCUGAGCUCUGUCUCCAACUGCUCAUUGCCCCUGUGAGUGUUCUACCCUCCAGGAGAAGGACUUGGCCUGAGCUCUGUCUCCAACUGCUCAUUGCCCCUGUGAGUGUUCUACCCUCCAGGAGAAGGACUUGGCCUGAGCUCUGUCUCCAACUGCUCAUUGCCCCUGUGAGUGUUCUACCCUCCAGGAGAAGGACUUGGCCGGCGUCUGUCUUUAGAGAGAAACCAGCCUGUUACACAACUCUAAUGGUGGUUUCGCUCUAAAAAAGAGACUAUCCCACUCAGGGAGGUGGAGAUCACCUCCUCCUCCUCUUCCCUGAGUGUGAUAGUGUCUUCCUGACCUUUUCACUCUCUUGACUGUGUGAAACCACCAGCGUUUUGGUUGGUUCCUCCAAACUGAUCAGUGAGAAUCAGCGUUUUGGUUGGUUCCUCCAAACUGAUCAGUGAGAAUCAGCGUUUUGGUUGGUUCCUCCAAACUGUUCAGUGAGAAUCAGCGUUUUGGUUGGUUCCUCCAAACUGAUCAGUGAGAAUCAGCGUUUUGGUUGGUUCCUCCAAACUGAUUACAGUGAGAAUCAGCGUUUUGGUUGGUUCCUCCAAACUGUUCAGUGAGAAUCAGCGUUUUGGUUGGUUCCUCCAAACUGAUCAGUGAGAAUCCGUGUUUUGGUUGGUUCCUCCAAACUGAUCAGUGAGAAUCAGCGUUUUGGUUGGUUCCUCCAAACUGAUCAGUGAGAAUCCGUGUUUUGGUUGGUUCCUCCAAACUGAUCAGUGAGAAUCCGUGUUUUGGUUGGUUCCUCCAAACUGAUCAGUGAGAAUCAACUCAGGGCGUUGACCUUUGACUUGGGCCCUAGUUUGUGAGUAGCGCUAGCUUACCUCACCCUUUUACUGUAGAUUAGUAGAGAUCUGCUAGUGAAACAGAGGGACACAGAGAAGCAGAUGAGAUGGCUCCCUUCCAGCUGUGCGUUCCCCCCAGACAGCUGUUUGUCUCCUGGCUAGAACAUCAGUCAGUCUGCUCUGUGUGUUCAUCGCACCGAGACGUCUCGUAUUAUCUGAAUAAUAGGAAAUGGGACAUGUUCAUCACAUGGAAACAAAAUGGAGCCGGACAGACUGACUCGUUCCGUUGUUGUUUUAGGGCUGUGAUGAUAUCAGUAUCACAAUAUUUUUUCAAUAGCGAAAAAGAAAACACGAAGCAGAUUAAACUCUUUGGUCCUUUAAAAACCUGCUGUAUGUAAAAUAUUGUGUGCUAUAGCUUGGAAAAUAAAUACAUGUGACUCUGGAUGACAACAUAAUGAUGUUUGUUUCCAACAUCAGGGCUGUUUUCCUAAAGGAGUUAAAUCCGCUUCGUGUUUUGUUUCCUUGUCACGAUACUAACGAGUAUCACGAUACUGGUAUCGUACCGGCCCUAGUUGUUUUUACUACGUGUUUUGAUGGAAAGUAGGAGUUAGCUACUAGCUAGCCUAAAUUAUCUUAUAGUUUGUGUUUGUACAGGGCCUUUCAUUCUGAAGUUCGUAUACUGACAAGUCUGUUUUAAUGCGCCAGUGAAUUUUAAAGUACGGAGUUAAAGUUGAAUUGGAUGCAAAUAUAACCCAAGGUUCGUAAGGUAGUCUGUCCUUCAAAAAAUGUUUAUCACUCUCUGUUCUUCUUUCAUAUAGCCUAGCCUCAGCUUCCUGUUUGUGGGUUAGGCCUUUGUAGGUUUCAAGACUGAGGCCGACAUAAAAAUAUCACACACCUCUCAUUCAUAACCCUGCUAUGACUUGUACCAAUCCAUCUUGGUUUCCUCACCCUACCUGGGUUCCCCUGUACAGUGUACAUUAAUAAUUCACCUCUGUGGCGAUGCCAGUCUCUUUGUGUCACUCUGGGGGUUGUGGAAAGGUCAUGAGGGAGCGCCAGCUGGUUGUCUAGCUACAGUGCCACUAUCCAUGACCGUGCAGGUUGAUAGUGCUGCAUGUUACCCUGUGGUGGCUAAGCGGUGAGCAGGGAACAACAAGUGUGUCUGCUCUCGUGUUGUGAGUAAAAGUGAUCCCUGUUUAGGACAGCAGUCUUCAUAUGGACUCGUCUGACUGGGUUAUGAUCAAUACUAGUGUUUCUAUAAAAAUAAUCACCUGUUAUGGUUGCAUUCUGUCAACGUAUAUACUUUUAUAAUCUAACUCCUUUUCUAAAGCUAAAAAACUAUCAGCUCUUAUGUUACUGUCAAUUGUAAUAUUAUCAACAGGUGAGAGAUUUGUAUUUAUCGGUUGGAUGAGAUAUGUCGUGCGCCACAUAUUCAAGGGCCUCCAUUGCGCCUGACACACUUUGGUAGGCUUGCAUCAUGGGCCUAUAAAUACCGUCUGGGUCUCUGUGUGACAGGGCAAGGUCCAGGGGACUGACAGGGGCACAGCGUGUUGUCGUGGUGGUGGUCACACAGUGUUGUUGAUGUAUGGAAUAAGCUUGUCUGGUUUAGUGCCUCCGAGGCAUGGGGAGGUUGGAACAGUAAAUGUGAAAAUUGUGUGUGUCCUUAUGUGUGUGUGUUCCUUUCCGCAGUGCCAGUUAUGGUGCCACACACCUGGAGUCAGAGCUCCUCCAUCGGCAGACCUACGCAUCCACCCAGCUGCCCACCUACACCACUACCCAUCACCCUACAGGUAAGAUGUUGCUUUAAUAAAGGACUAAGAAUUGGGACUUAUUUAACUAAGCAACUGUAGAGGGCUGGCACUCACAUUUUGUGUUGUGAUUGUAAUAAGACUAUUAGGAGAAUGUUACUUGGCAAGUCAGUUAAGAACAAAUUCUUAUUUACAAUGACGGCCUACCCUGGCCUCACCCUCCCCUAACCCGGACGACGUUGGGCCAAUUGUGCGCCGCCCUAUGGGACUCCUGAUCACGGCCGGUUGUGAUACAGCCCGGGAUCGAACCAGGGUCUGUAGUGACGCCUCUAGCACUGAGAUGCAGUGCCUUCGACCGCUGCGCCACUCGGGAGUAACCGGUCAUGUCUAGAUGGAGACAGCUUUAGUCCAAUUGACAUCAAAAGUAGAUGUUUUGUUGUUGUUGCAUUUUAGCUAACCCUAACCCGUUUCCUAACCUUAACCUAAUUAUCCUAAUCUGCUACGAAAAUAAAAUUUUGACCAAAGCUGUAUCCCUUCUAGACAACCUCAGUAACCUCAUGAAAUUCUCAGUCUCUCUUCACCUCACCCAUCUUCCACCUCUCCCAGGUCUGUCGGGGGGGUUUGACUCAGGCGCUAACACUACUGAGACCUCGGUCAUGAACUUCCUGUCAACCAUGGAGUCUAGAGCCCUGCAGCAGGCUGGUCCUGUCGGGGCCUCGCUGCUCCCCCCCUUUAGGACCACCACGUGGCAGACCGGUGAGGCCACACACACAUAUACAGUGGGGAAAAAAUGUAUUUAGUCAGCCACCAAUUGUGCAAGUUCUCCCACUUAAAAAGAUGAGAGGCCUGUCAUUUUCAUCAUAGGUACACGUCAACUAUGACAGACAAAUUGAGGGAAAAAAAUCCAGAAAAUCACAUUGUAGGAUUUUUAAUGAAUUUAUUUGCAAAUUAUGGUGGAAAAUAAGUAUUUGGUCACCUACAAACAAGCAAGAUUUCUGGCUCUCACAGACCUGUAACUUCUUCUUUAAGAGGCUCCUCUGUCCUCCACUCGUUACCUGUAUUAAUGGCACCUGUUUGAACUUGUUAUCAGUAUAAAAGACACCUGUCCACAACCUCAAACAGUCACACUCCAAACUCCACUAUGGCCAAGACCAAAGAGCUGUCAAAGGACACCAGAAACAAAAUUGUAGACCUGCACCAGGCUGGGAAGACUGAAUCUGCAAUAGGUAAGCAGCUUGGUUUGAAGAAAUCAACUGUGGGAGCAAUUAUUAGGAAAUGGAAGACAUACAAGACCACUGAUGAUCUCCCUCGAUCUGGGGCUCCACGCAAGAUCUCACCCCGUGGGGUGAAUAUGAUCACAAGAACGGUGAGCAAAAAUCCCAGAACCACACGGGGGGACCUAGUGAAUGACUUGCAGAGAGCUGGGACCAAAGUAACAAAGCCUACCAUCAGUAACACACUACGCCGCCAGGGACUCAAAUCCUGCAGUGCCAGACGUGUCCCCCUGCUUAAGCCAGUACAUGUCCAGGCCCGUCUGAAGUUUGCUAGAGUGCAUUUGGAUGAUCCAGAAGAGGAUUGGGAGAAUGUCAUAUGGUCAGAUGAAACCAAAAUAGAACUUUUUGGUAAAAACUCAACUCGUCGUGUUUGGAGGACAAAGAAUGCUGAGUUGCAUCCAAAGAACACCAUACCUACUGUGAAGCAUGGGGGUGGAAACAUCAUGCUUUGGGGCUGUUUUUCUGCAAAGGGACCAGGACGACUGAUCCGUGUAAAGGAAAGAAUGAAUGGGGCCAUGUAUCGUGAGAUUUUGAGUGAAAACCUCCUUCCAUCAGCAAGGGCAUUGAAGAUGAAACGUGGCUGAGUCUUUCAGCAUGACAAUGAUCCCAAACACACCGCCCGGGCAACGAAGGAGUGGCUUCGUAAGAAGCAUUUCAAGGUCCUGGAGUGGCCUAGCCAGUCUCCAGAUCUCAACCCCAUAGAAAAUCUUUGGAGGGAGUUGAAAGUCCGUGUUGCCCAGCGACAGCCCCAAAACAUCACUGCUCUAGAGGAGAUCUGCAUGGAGGAAUGGGCCAAAAUACCAGCAACAGUGUGUGAAAACCUUGUGAAGACUUACAGAAAACGUUUGACCUGUGUCAUUGCCAACAAAGGGUAUAUAACAAAGUAUUGAGAAACUUUUGUUAUUGACCAAAUACUUAUUUUCCACCAUAAUUUGCAAAUAAAUUCAUUAAAAAUCCUACAAUGUGAUUUUCUUGAAUUUUUUUCUCUCAUUUUGUCUGUCAUAGUUGACGUGUACCUAUGAUGAUAAUUACAGGCCUCUCUCAUCUUUUUAAGUGGGAGAACUUGCACAAUUGGUGGCUGACUAAAUACUUUUUUCCCCCCACUGUAUACACACACCAAAUGGCCGCCGCUUUGCACACUCGGUUUUUGUGUGUUGUGAAUUAUUUGUUGUCGAUGAAUGAAUUUUUCUGUGUGCUGUGCUUCAUGAAUUCCAAAGAAAAUGACAUUUUGAAUUGAGGCACCAUGCUGGUUUCAAUUGGGACAAGAGGGCUGCAUCCAUUCCACUCAGUUCAUAUAUUAGACAACGCUGGCCUUGUCUCUUUCUACCUCAUGUUUUGUCACGUGUGAACUGUGUUACCUGCUUGUUUUUGUCUGUAUCAUUUGUAUUUUGUACUUGCCUUUGCCCAAAGAUUUAUCUUUAUUCAUCUGUUUUUUAUUUCUUAGGCGCUAACUCCUCCACAGAGCUGUUCCUCACUGGUGCCCUGCCUUCCAGCGCCACAUUCCCCUACCCCGCCCCCCUCUCCUCUUAUCAGCACCAUGGUGCCUUCCCCUCACGGAGCUACACCACCACCCCCUCCCUGGCCCUCCAGGACCACGCCUUCAGCACCUCCACCAACGGCCUGCUCUCCCCCCACCACGACCCCCUGCUGCAGCUUAAACCCAGCCAGGCCACGCUACCUACCUCCCUGGCCUUCGACCGCCUCCCCGCCCCCUCCCUGGGCGCUGCCCUCCCUCCCCAGUCAUCCACAUAUCGCUCAGCCCAGGAGUCGGCCCCCCACCUCCUGCAGCCCCAGUUUGGGCUACUCCCUUUGGCUACCCAGUCAGCCCCCCAGCCUUACGGGGUGCCCGUCUUCUCGGGCUCCAUCGAGAGAGCACUUCAGCGGGAAUGUAGUGUGAUCAAGCACCACCAGAGGCCUUCUAGCAGCAGCCACGCUGUCUCGGAGCAGCUGCCUGGCUUGCAGCACUCCCUGCAGGGCUACCUAGGCUCAGGCAGCGGGGAGGGGGAUGUCUCCUUCCAGCAGGACCCCUCACGGCAGACCCCAGUGCCCUGCAGCCCCUCCAUUGGGACGGACUCCUCCCAGGGGGUCAACAGCGCGCAGCAGCCCAAGACGGGUGUGCAAUCUCAGGCCUACCCCUCCUCCAUCCCCUCCCCCUCUAGGUACCGCUCAUCUUCCACGGGUGCCAAGACUAAAGACUGUUCUUCCAAACUUGCCCCGGAUGGCGGACAGGGUCACCCCCACUCACAGGGGGGAUCUCCAGAGAGCUACCCCUCCCCAGGGCAGGGGCCAGGACUGAAGCAGGGUUCGGUGAUCGCCAGCCAGCAGACUCAGCCGUACACAUCGGCCCCGCUGCCCAGUCUGCUGUCCACUCUCAGCCACUCUCAGAGUUACAUCACCUCCCAGGUGUACUCCUCUUCCCCCUCAGACCAACUGCCUUCUCUCUACAACACCCUGCCCUCCUUCUCUGGUCAUUCAGGCAACGUAGCGUCUGUCAGCCAGUCCCUGGUCUACUGCUCCAGCCCUGGGCAGGGCCAGGAGAAUGAGGGCCAGUACGGAGCCCAGGUUCAGGGCCUGUGUCUGGGCAACCUCUCCCAGAGCUCCCCCUCCAGCCACUCUCAGGGUGCCCCUAACGUGAGCUACCUGUCUCAGUCCCAGGGGCAGGCUUCGGUCACUCAGUCUCAGAGCUACGCCGCAGGACAAUCCCUCAGCGCCUCCUACCCCUCCGCCAGCGCCCAGAGGUUACCCACGUCAAACUCGGGCCAGGGCUACACCCCCUUCUCUUCAGCCCCUCAUGCACAAGCCUUACAGAACAACUUCAGAUCCUCAGUACAGGACCUAAAGCCAGCCUACUGCAAACUGAAACUGGAAGGAGAGAUCCCCAUUGAGGACCUCCAGGCUCUCCAGCAGGUCUCUUUAGAAACCUCCAGCCUGGGGGGCAGCGGCGACAUGGCCGCCCACAACAACAACGUGGUCUACGUAGUCUCCAAAAUGGAUGACCGUUACAACACUCAGAGUGUGAUCCGGAGCAACUCGCGCGCCGAAGACCAGCUCAUGGGCCCAAAGACUACGACCAACGCCCAGCCCAUGAGCGCUGAGGAGCUCAAACAGCACUCGCUCAUGCUCAAAGGGCCCGAGCCACGGCAACAAAAUCACCAGGCCCACACCCAGUCAGCCCAGAACCACACCCAGAACCAGUACAUCAGGCUCCCCAACUCUCAGGUUCUACUGGAGUCUAACCGUGACCAGCAGAUGGUCCUGAUCCAGCAGCCUCUCAUCCACUGUGGUCACAACCCUUCCAAGGUGCAGCCGACCCCAGGGUCAGGCCAUGUCCCAGUCCAGUACCUUCACAUGGAGGGAGAUCAUCUGAUCAGCGUCAGCCUCAAUGGCAGCCAGAGACAGCCUGGGGCAGUAGGACAGAACACCAUCACAGACUCCUCCAUACUGCACCUCUCUUCGCCAAAGGACACUUAUAGCCAAUCGACCAAUCAGCAGCAGGACGCCAAGCACCAUUUCGCCCUGAGCUCAAUCUGCUUCCCAGAGUCCAUGCUGCUGGCGGACGAGAGGAACAUCCUGUCCAACGUGGACGACAUCCUGGCCGCCACGGCCGCCGCCUGCGGUGUCACGCCGCAGGACUUUGUCAAAGCCACGUCCGCCGAGGGCGAUAUGUCCGACCCCAAGGGUCAUUUCCAGACUGUGGACGCCAGACACCAGUCACCUAGUUUCUCCUCUUCAUCUUCCCAGACCUCCAUCAUCACCAACACUAACUCCCAUAACACCAUGACACUCAAUGGCACUCAUAUGACCUCAGACGGACACCAGUUUCCCAAAGGGGAGGGGCAUCUGGGGCAACAGUACUCAAUGUCACACUCGCACACCGCUGUAGUCAACCCCAGGCACGACAUGGGCGCCGGAAGCCCGGAGACGGGUUUGCAACGGAAGCCCGGAGACGAGCAGAACAACAGUUCGCCCAAAGGACAGUCGGAUCACCCUAGCAACAGGGCCGAUGGCAACCCCAACGGAGGCCACUCUGAGAAUGAGUACCACCUGGUUGGCCUGGGGUACGACCCCUCAGGGCACCUCAACAGAGGCAAGGCCAAUAAGCAGAACCCCAAAGGGCCCAAAGUCAUCAAGAGAGAAGACGGCCUUGACGAGUGUCCCUCUGACUGCUUCCCUAACCCCAAAAAGAGGGUCCGCUCCAAGGCUUCGGCCAAGCCACCCGUUCCAGAGGAAGAGAACAUCCAACCAAGGAAAAAGACAGUCCAGGCCAAGAGGCAGAACUCCCGGGGCAGCGACCCCACCAGCUCCCCCUCCACCUCCACCUCGGAGCCGGUCUACGACAGCUACCAGCAGCAGGAGAGGAUGAGGCAGAAGAUCCGUGAGGUGGAGGAGCAACAGCCUGAGGUCAAGACAGGCUUCAUCGGCUCCUUCCUGGACUUCCUCAAGUCAGGUCCCAAACAGCACUUCUCCUCGCCCCCCGUACGGACACCCAGUCGCUCCCGCAAGCCCUCGGCUUCGUCCAAGCGGCCCCUGUGCGCCAUACCGCCUCUACCCCUGAAAAUACAACCUCCAUCAGCCCCAUUGAUAGGCCAGGAGGGCCAUGGGGUUGGGGUCGGGGGGAGCUCUCAGCAGCAGCAGAAGUGUCUGGACGAAGAGCUCCAGAAGAACCUGGAGACACUGCCAUCGUUCAGCUCGGAUGAGGAUGAGAGCAGCGCUGGAAAGAACCAGGCCCUCCAGAACAGCAUCAGCUCAGCCCUGUCGGCCCUGGACGAGCCCUCCGACAGGACACACAAAGCGGGUAAACAUGGACGGGCUGCCCUUACAAGCCCUUAGGAUUCAGUCAUCUGGUUUGUUAGUUAUCAGUGUAGUGUGAGACAGCAUUAUGCCCUGAAUGGAAACAAUUUAAAUAAAAUGCUUAGUUUUUUAUAUCCAAAACUAUUUUAAUUAUCAAGGAAAAUAUGGCUUAUCACAAGUAGAUACAAUAACAUCUAAUACCCUAACCUCUCUCCCCUCUCUCCUCCCCUCUCUUCUCUCCCUCGAAAGACAACCGACUCUCCAGCUCUCUCCUGAAGCCAGACCAGGCUCCCAGCAUGCCUCACUCAUCCUCCAAAGCCCAGGAGCAGCAGAGGGCUGCGCCCAAGGAGUCCUCGGCAGCCGGUUCGUCGUCAUCGGCGACUGGGUCGUCGGGGCAGGAGGGGGCGAAACCGGCGCCCCCAGGCCAGCUGGCCGUCCAGCUGACCAGCGUGGCCAUAGAAGGACUGACGGACGAAGAGCUGUCGGACAGCGGGGGAGAGGGCAUGUACCGCGAGAGGGACGAGUUUGUGGUCAAAAACGAGGACACAGGGAGCCUGAAGGUAGGAGGGAGGGGAGGGGAUUUGUGUGAAAGCAGGCCUUGGCUGAGUUUCCAUUUUUGUGGCCAGUCAGUCUUAUACAGUUAGUCCAGAUAUCUAAAACAUAUUUGUGUCAGUCUCUGUGUGUGUUUGUUUGUUCUAUUGAUCCAUGCUGAGACUUGUUCUGCUCGUGUGUGGUGUUUUGUGUAGGUGACAUUGACAUCCGGACAGGAACCCCCAGCCAUCUGGAAGGUCCAGAAAGCUCUGCUUCAGAAGUUUGUCCCUGAGCUGAGGGACAGCAAGAGGGUGUUCUCAGCCACUAACAGUGUAAGAGCAGGCGUACAUAUGAUUAGAGACACACGCAUACACACACUACUCAUCAACACACAUACACACACUACUCAUCAACACACACACACACACACACACACAUGCACAUACACACACUACUCAUGAACACACACACACACACAUAUAGAUGAGUUUGAAUUGUGGUUUGAAUUUAUAACAUGAUUAUGUAAGCAGAAUAACAUUUAUCCACUCUGUUGUUUAGAUCACUAAACUAUUGUUUUGUGUAUGCAUCCUUUCUAGUAUCUGGGCUACUUUGGCGAUGCUAAGACCAUGUACAGGAGGGUGUAUGUCAAGUUCCUGGACACGGUCAACAAGAAGGAGUACGUCCGGGUCUGCAACCGCAAACCACGCUGCAAGCCCAUGCACUCCUUGAGGUACUGAUAUUUGUUACAAUACUUAUUUUACCUGAAUUCGUCACAUGUUCGUGUUCAUCAAUCUAAAUCUUGAUUCAUUCAUUCAUUCAUUUCUAACUUCAUUCUCUGUCCUCCAGAGGCUCCCAGGCGAAGGCACUGCUCGGUCUGAAGACCCCUCCCCGCUCAGUGAACUCUGACCCUCUAGCCACGCCCACAUCACAGAAGCCCCAGUCCAAGCCUCGCCCCAAGCAGCCCAAGACCAAGGCAGAGCCCCCACCCAAGAAGAGGAGGAAGUGGAAGGAGGAGUACUCUCCGUCUCCCUCCGAGUCCUCUCCUGAGGAUGAGGAUGAGGCUGAAGAUGAUGGUGAGGGUUGAGGCUUUAGAGGGCCUUCAUUUAGGCUCAUUCCCAUGGGCUUGAUGGCUUGAUGGAGCUCUGCAACUAAAUCUCUCUCUGCCUCCCUCUGUUAUGCACUGUUUUCUCUCUCUCAUCCUUCCCCAUUCCCUCUCCCUCCUUCCCACUCGGUUAAUUCUCCUUUCUUUCUUUUCUUUCUUUCUUUCUUUCUUUCUUUCUUUCUUUCUUUCUUUCUUUCCCUUUCUGUUCUUUUCUUUCUUUCUUUCUUUCUUUCUUUCUUUCGUCUUCUUUCUUCUUCUUUCUUUCUUUCUUUCGUCUUUCUUUCUUUCUUUCUUUCUUUCUUUCUUUCUUUUCCAGUGCCGUUUUCCCCUCGGUUCCUCAACACCAGGACCAUGAAGGAGACGUUUAAGAGCUUUGUGGAGCUGCUGAUCAGUGUUGCCCUGGAUGCAGACGUGAUGAGCGCUCUGGAGAGGGAGAACGGUGGGUAUACAUCCAGGAGAGGGGGAUGAUUGGUACCCCUAGUGCAGGGGUUCCCAAACUGUUUUACUUACAUUUACAUUUACGUCAUUUAGCAGACGCUCUUAUCCAGAGCGACUUACAAAUAGGUGCAUUCACCUUAUGGGGGGGCCCCCUUCCAGCAGGGGGGGCCCCACUUCCAGCAUUGUGGAACAUCCCCACAUCUAUUUCUAUGGUCACAAGCACUGUUCAUGACACAAACUGCUCACACAGGUAUAUUCACGUAGGAGUGAUCAGGUUGGAUAUACCUGAGGAGAGAAGGGGAAGGGAGUGGGACAGUUGUUUGUAGGAUUUAGGAAGCUGAUCCCGUUGUUUCUGGGGUUCAGAUGAGCUGCUGCUGCCCCACAUGAAGAGAGUGGACGGGAUGAUCUGGGACAACAGGAGACGCCUGCUGCCCAGACUACGAGUGGGACAACUCUUUAAGGUUUGCGUUUUAGCAUUCUCCUGAAAAUAAAUAAAUAUAGGCCUAUGACUUCCUCAACACCCUUUUAUUGAGUACCUCUCACACGUCUCUGUCCUCAGACGGCUCUGGACAGCUUCCCAGAGAUCUCGGUUGUAACAGAGCUCAAGAAGGAUGGAGAGACCCCAGCCUUUAAGGUGCGGCUCAGUGGGAAGGCCUACAACAGGAAGAACAUGAAGCCUUCCAAGUCCCCCAGCAAACUGCCCCUGGUAAGAUGCUCUAUGUUCACACUGCUAUUUACAGUGCAGGAAGGAGAAUGAUUUGAAGUCCAGGCCAGGGGGAAAGAUGAAGCACUUCCUGGUUUUGUCCAAAAGAGGGCGUCCUGCACACAGUUUGUCUCUUGACGCAAAAAUGGUGUUUAUGAAAAUCUAGUGUAAUGAGCUCUCUGCUUGUGUUCUCUCUGUCUCUAGGAAUACACAGUGGACCAGCAGAAACCCCAGUGGUUCUCCCUCUACCACUCUCUACAGCAUUACAAGUACCACACAUACCUCAUGUGUAAGGACGAGGUGAGAGCACUCUACUGUGUGUGUGUGCAUGGCCUAGGGUGACCACAUGUCCCCGCAUUCUGGCCCUUUGUCCCGCAACCAAAACAACUCCCUCCCACCAAGCUACACUGUCCCGCAAAAUCAUCCCGUUGUCCCACAUUUGGGUAUUUUAAAUGUGGUUACCCUAGUGGGGGCAUUAAUGUGCACUGUGUGUCUGUGGUGGAAUACUUCAGGGAUGCUAAGAAGAAGACCAUGUACAGGACUGUGUCUUUGGACAAUACACCCUAGCCAGCUGUCUAGUUGGCCCACAUUGCCCUCGGUCUAGACAAUACCCCCUAGCCAGCUGUCUAGUUGGCCCACAUUGCCCUCGGUCUAAACAAUACCCCCUAGCCAGCUGUCUAGACAAUACACCCUAGUCAGCUGUCUAGUUGGCCCACAUUGCCCUCGGUCUAAACAAUACCCCCUAGCCAGCUGUCUAGACAAUACACCCUAGCCAGCUGUCUAGUUGACCCACAUUGCCCUCGGGUCUAAACAAUACCCCCUAGCCAGCUGUCUAGUUGACCCACAUUGCCCUCGGUCUAAACAAUACCCCCUAGCCAGCUGUCUAGUUGGCCCACAUUGCCCUCGGUCUAAACAAUACACCCUAGCCAGCUGUCUAGUUGGCCCACAUUGCCCUCGGUCUAAACAAUACCCCCUAGCCAGCUGUCUAGUUGGCCCACAUUGCCCUCGGUCUAAACAAUACCCCCUAGCCAGCUGUCUAGUUGGCCCACAUUGCCCUCGGUCUAAACAAUACCCCCUAGCCAGCUGUCUAGUUGGCCCACAUUGCCCUCGGUCUAAACAAUACCCCCUAGCCAGCUGUCUAGUUGGCCCACAUUGCCCUCGGUCUAAACAAUACACCCUAGCCAGCUGUCUAGACAAUACACCCUAGUCAGCUGUCUAGUUGGCCCACAUUGCCCUCGGUCUGAAACAAUACCCCCUAGCCAGCUGUCUAGUUGGCCCACAUUGCCCUCGGUCUAAACAAUACCCCCUAGCCAGCUGUCUAGUUGACCCACAUUGCCCUCGGUCUAAACAAUACACCCUAGCCAGCUGUCUAGUUGGCCCACAUUGCCCUCGGUCUAAACAAUACCCCCUAGCCAGCUGUCUAGUUGGCCCACAUUGCCCGCUCGGUCUAACCUCCAACAUGUGAUGUUUUGACUGCCGAACGGAGACGCCAUAUCAGCAAUGACCACUGAGUGUGUCAUGUUGAGAUUAGAAUAGUCUUGAACCUAGGUUAUCUCUUCAGUAACAAUCCCUCUGUAUGUGUAAUUGUUUGCGGCUUGUGCCUUCGUCAGGCCCUGACAGUGAGGGCCCUGACAGACUCACAUGACUGCCUGGGCAUGGAUUAGUUGUAUGACACUAACUCAUGACAGGCAUACAACUGUUGUGCUACCAGGGUUGUUUAGUUGGCAAGAAACGGAAGAUAACGGCCCGAGGAGUGAGACUCCUGUUGCAGACGGGAGUCCAACAAGAAACACUGGUGUGGGUGACAUGUGGGUUGUUUUCUGGUUGACGUGUGGGUUGUUUUCUGGUUGCUGUGUUGCAGAUUGCAUCUUUGCGGGUGCAGGAAGGGGACAUGGGGCAGGAGGAGACGGUGCAGCUGUGCAUGAGGAACGGAGCCUGGGUGGAGGGCCUGUUCGACCGCUUCGGAGAGCUCCUUAACCAGGUGCAGCAGGCUUGCCUAUAGCACAGACUAAGAGGGGGAGAGAGAUGGAGGGAGAGAGGCAUGCAUAUAGCACAGACUAAGAGGGAGGGAGAGAGAGAUGGAGGGAGAG
Coregonus sp. 'balchen' is the source of this 15094-nucleotide messenger RNA. NCBI's taxonomy places the organism in Eukaryota, Metazoa, Chordata, Actinopteri, Salmoniformes, Salmonidae. The record is from the annotation of a GenBank genome assembly.